This is a messenger RNA of Microcebus murinus (gray mouse lemur), 2556 nucleotides long. It is a transcript of the gene CYB5R5, whose product is annotated as cytochrome b5 reductase like. Gene Ontology annotation, molecular function: oxidoreductase activity. NCBI's taxonomy places the organism in Eukaryota, Metazoa, Chordata, Mammalia, Primates, Cheirogaleidae. The record is from RefSeq and is a predicted model, not a curated record.
CCCACCCCCCACUUCUCUGCAGGUCGGUCUCGUUUUCUUAUAGGUGGAACCUGCUAAGCGCUCCCCGCCUCCCCGCGGGUGGGGCGGAACCUGGAGGAGCCUCACGUGAGGGGAAGGGCAGGAACCUAGGCUGACAAGGGAAAGGCCUGGGCCCAUUCUGGGAAUAGCACCGGUUGUCCCUCCCAGGCUGUCCAGGCCCCACUGGCAAUGGGUGAGAGGGAGGAGGACACUGAGGAAGCCUGGCUGCAGCUGCGGCCCGUCGAGCCCUUGCCCUCCCAGUGCUGCGGCGGUGGCUGCUCACCCUGUGUGUUCGACCUCUACCACCGAGACCUGGCAAGGUGGGAGGCAGCCCGAGCCAGCAAUGACAGGAGCCUGCUGAGUGGGCAGAAGUCACAGAGCUGCCCCUCCAAGCUGAGCCCAGAGACCUUCCUGGCCUUCCACAUCAGUGCCAUGGACAAACUCACGAAGGACACUUACUGUGUUCGAUUUGCACUACCUGGGAACAGCCAGCUCAGCCUGCAGCCUGGCCAGCACCUCAUCCUACGAGGGGUAGUGGAUGACUUAGAAAUUCAGAGAGCCUACACACCCAUCAGCCCUGCCAACACAGAAGGAUACUUUGAAGUUUUAAUUAAGUGCUACCAGACUGGGCUGAUGUCCCGGUACGUUGAGUCCUGGAGAGUAGGAGACACAGCUUUCUGGCGAGGACCUUUCGGAAGUUUCUUGUAUAAACCAAACCAGUAUGGUGAGCUCCUCAUGCUGGCUGCGGGCACUGGCCUGGCCCCCAUGGUGCCCAUCCUGCAGAGCAUCACAGACAACGCGGACGACGAGACUUUUGUCACUCUAGUCGGCUGCUUCAAGACCUUUGAGGGCAUCUACCUGAAAACCUUCCUCCAAGAGCAGGCCCGUUUCUGGAACGUCCGCACUUUCUUUGUGCUCAGCCAGGAGAACUCCCUGGAGCAGCUUCCCUGGAGUUACCGGGAGAAGACCCGCUUCGGCCGCCUGGGCCAGGACCUGGUGGAGGAGUUGGUUGGCUGCUGUCGGAGAAAGCCCUUUGCACUGGUCUGUGGCUCGGCUGAGUUCACCGAGGACGUAGCCAGGUGCUUGCAGUGUGCGGGCCUCACCGGGGACUCCUACUUCCUCUUCUAGUCUGGGCUGCCCUUCCAGAGCCAGGCUGGACCUGCUGCGGGAAUGUGAGAAGAAGCAUAGACUGCAAGCAGAAGACGAGUCCAGGCCUGGCCCUGCUGCUGGCUUGCCAGGCAACCUCCGUUUCUCAGCGGUUCCAUGGGGUUCAUCGUUCCUCCUGGCAUACUGCUGUGUGGAGGGAGAACAGGAGGCUGGAGGGGCUCGGGUAGGGCGGCGCCAGCCUGGAAGCAGGGAAGACUCCUCAGAGGAAGCCAAGUGCAGGCUGAGCCCAGGACAAGUAGGAGCAGGGCAGGGGAAGGGGCCAGAGGAGCUUCCUUGGUCCCUCUUAUCAGAGGGCCUGUGAAGGACUCUGGCUGUGGUCUCAGCACUGGCUCAGACUAGGGCUGCCUUAGUGUGUAGGGAUGACACAGGGGUGGCUAAGAGCCCUUUGCAGGAGGACCUCCCUUGCCUAUGUACCUCCUGUGCUGUGAGCCUGACAUGCCGAAGGCCUUGGGGUCUAUGACUUGACCAUGUUCUGAGAGCAGGGCAGGGCCCUGGAUUGCCCAGGGCUUUCCUGCUGCAAAUGGCUUCAUUCUCAGUCCCCCUCUCAUGGUUCUGCAGCCGGGUCUAGAGUCCUUUCCCCUACAAAAGCAGAGGCAGGAGAGGCAAACACACGCCCCUCCUUCCUCCUACAGGCAGGCGCCUUCAGCUCUGGUGCCCUGGCGACGGUUGCUAUGGAGAUCUAAAGAUAGAGCAGGCGUCAGGAGACCUGGGUCCCUCUCCCAGCUCUGCCCACUGAGCGGCUGCUGAUUCCGAUCCACCCACCCUUUCCCUCUGCACCCCAGGAACCCGGCGCUCCUGGUCAGCACACUGCCAUUAACGAAUUCUGCUUUUCAGGGUCUGGGCUCCAGCGUGCGUGUGCCGCACCGGCUCAGGUUGGCUACGGGCAGUUCCAGCAAUGGAAUACUAAGCUGUGGAAUAGUACACUUAGACUUUUACAGUCAUAGAAUUGCAGUCUUCAUCGUAUCCAAGCUGAAAGUUCAGGACUCAAAAAACAUGCAGUGUAACAGACCUACUGUAUAAAUGGAGAAACCAAGGCCCAAUGAGGCUAAGUGACUUGCCCAGGGUAAGACAGUUCAUCCAGAGCCAGCACUAGAAGUCUUCUAGUUUCAACCUUAUGUGCAUAGUUCUGCACCAGUGGUUUUCAAACUAGGCUCCACAGGGCGCUAGGGUUCCUUGCAUGGCAGCAGUGAAGGGACAGUCAGAGAGAUCCCCAGUUUUCCCAGUUCUAUUUUUAUCCCAUUUAUAUAUUGGGGCUUGGAGUAAUUUUUAUUUGUAAAGAAAGGAUUUUCCUGUCCCACCCCAAAAAUUACAACAAAUCUCUGUGUUAUGCCAUGUUCAAUAAACAGCCAUGACAAGCAGCUGGGGAACAGA